AACCGUCGGCCACAGGAACGCCGAACGGUACGGCACGUUGUGUUUGUAUGCGCCGGCGCAGCCGCACUGUUAUCCCUUUCCGGGAUCUUCCAAACCCACAAGCUGGCAUGUCACGAAACUCCGACGAUCCUCACCCGGGCGGGCCGGACACCUGAUAACACCCAUAUGGAAGAUUGGUACAAUCAGAAGUUUCCUAACUCUCGUGGUGGAUCGACUAUCAUUAGGACCAACUAAUAACCAACAUUCAAGAUGAUAUAUCUUCUCGACUACGGAGCUGGCAAUGUACGCUCUUUGGCUAACUCCAUCAACCGAUUAGGAUUCCAGUUCAAAUGGGUCAACUCGCCUGAUGAUAUCAAAUCUGCAACAAAAUUGAUUUUCCCCGGCGUUGGAGCCUUUGGACCAGCCAUGGAAGCCCUUCGAGCCAAAGGAUACGCUGAACCGUUGAUCGAAUACAUCCGAUCGGGAAAGCCGUACAUGGGCAUUUGUAUUGGCAUGCAGGCCCUGUUCUUGUCAUCAGAAGAAAGCCCUCAAGUCCCUGGACUAGGAAUCGUCCCAUCGCAUGUUCAGAAGUUCUCAUCGACCAACAAAGCAGUUCCUCACAUGGGCUGGAACAAUUCUUUAAAAAUCACAUCUCCCAGUGGAUCUUCAAGCGGAAGCUCCGACUCAGAUUCCGCAUUCUACUUCGUUCACUCAUAUCGUGCCUCGAACGUUGAGGCCAUGGAUGGAUGGACAGAAACACUCACCCGUUACGAAGAUGAAGUAUUCGUCAGCAGCAUCAGACGCGGCAAUGUUUUUGCUACCCAAUUUCAUCCCGAAAAAUCCGGGCCAGAGGGUCUCCGACUUCUGCAAGGAUGGCUGUCGGAACCUGACUUAAUUACUCCUUAUUCUGAUGUCCCGCUCACGAUCCCAGCCCCAAUGGAUCCACAAACUUUGAUGACUCGAUCUGGACUGACCAAGCGAAUCAUUGCGUGUUUGGACGUCCGAAGUAACGACAACGGGGACUUGGUGGUCACGAAGGGAGACCAGUAUGAUGUUAGGGAGGCUAACGGCUCCGAGCUAGGCGACGUGAGCACCAAGGGCGAAGUCCGGAAUCUCGGCAAACCGGUUGAGCUCGCUCGUCGGUACUACGACGAAGGGGCCGACGAAAUCACUUUUCUCAACAUCACCUCGUUUCGAUCUUGUCCUCUUAACGAUCAGCCCAUGCUCACGGUACUCGAGAAGGCCGCCGAGACGGUCUUCGUACCCUUCUGUGUCGGAGGUGGAAUCAGAGAUACGGUCGAGCCUGACGGAACCUCGCGCUCUGCCCUCGAAGUUGCUACUGCCUAUUUUCGAGCUGGAGCCGACAAAGUCAGCAUUGGUGGCGAUGCAGUGCUCGCUGUUGAAUCUUAUCUGACAAGCAAACAACUCCCCAAGAGUAGCAUAUCCGAAAUUGCCAGGGUAUAUGGGAGACAAGCUGUGGUGGUCUCCAUCGAUCCAAAACGGGUUUAUGUCUCAAGUAUCCAGGAUGCACCGGCAGAGCAUCAACCUUGUGUGGUAGAUCUUUCUUCUUCAGCUUUGGGAGCGGGGUCUGACUCGCAAAACUUAAAGGCUGAUCUGGGGCCAAACGGGGAACGAUUUUGCUGGUACCAAUGUACCAUCAAGGGGGGAAGAGAAAGUCGACCAGUAGAUGUUGUUCAGUUGGCCACUGGAGUCGAAGCUCUUGGGGCGGGUGAGAUCCUUUUGAACUCGGUCGACAAGGACGGCUCGAAGUCUGGCUUCGAUUUGCGUCUGGUCGAGCUCGUCAGAAGACACGUCUCGAUUCCCGUGAUCGCUAGCUCGGGCGCCGGCUCUGCCCAAGACUUCGAAGACUUGUUCCUGCAGACAAACGUCGAGGCCGGCCUGGCUGCCGGAAUCUUCCACCGCAACGAAGUCCCCCUGCCAACCGUCAAAUCUCAUCUCAAAAGACUAACCCAAAUCCCGAUCCGAAAUUCAGGACAUUGAACCUUAACCAUGUCUUGAAUAAUAUACCCAAUCAGUCCACCAUUUCGGAAAUUGUAAUACAUAGAUGUGUUUUCUUUUACUUUCACGCACACAAUAAUAAACACAAAACUGAUAUAUCGAGAUGUGAGUCAUGGAUUGAUUGAUUUGACGUUGCACCAGGGAACAGGGAUGGUCGAUUGGAGGAGGAUGCCAAAAUCAAGAACAGGAUGUGCUCCAGCUUUCCCAUGAUAUGACUGAUUGACUCCCGAUAAUAAAAACUCUUGUGUCUCAGUGCAACCUUCUGC
Molecule: messenger RNA, 2264 nt
Organism: Puccinia graminis f. sp. tritici CRL 75-36-700-3
Lineage: Eukaryota; Fungi; Basidiomycota; Pucciniomycetes; Pucciniales; Pucciniaceae
Product: glutamine amidotransferase
Exons: 4
Coding region: 250-1980 (576 amino acids)
Biological process (GO): L-histidine biosynthetic process
Molecular function (GO): oxo-acid-lyase activity; imidazoleglycerol-phosphate synthase activity
Source: RefSeq, a predicted model, not a curated record